Molecule: messenger RNA, 1095 nt
Organism: Penicillium brasilianum
Lineage: Eukaryota; Fungi; Ascomycota; Eurotiomycetes; Eurotiales; Aspergillaceae
Source: the annotation of a GenBank genome assembly
AUGAUCAAGGGCCAAGUCAUCAUUGUUGGUGCCGGUGUUUUAGGCCUCAGCUGUGCCUUACAGCUGUCUCGAUCUGGCUAUACAGUCACAGUCAUCGCUCGAGACCUUCCUGGUGAUUCACAUAUCGAUUAUGCCUCUCCAUGGGCUGGGGCCCACUUCCGCCCCUCCCCCGCAAAAACGCCAGUAGAGCAGCUCGAACAACGAUUGAUGCGGGACACGUACAGCGAGCUUGAGAGACUGGCAAAGGAGCAUCCUGAGUCCGGCGUCAAGAUUGUCCCGGCGAUUGAAUACUUUGACUCUGCUGAGGCGGACUCGUUCCUAGCCAAGGAGAAUGGCUACAUUGACUGGCCCGAUUUUCGGAUCCUAAAGUCGGAGGAAUAUCCUGCGGAUCAUGAGUCGAUUCAAUUGGGUGUCACCUACCGCAGCUGGGUCUUGAACUCUCCAGUAUACUUGCAGUGGUGUCGGAAGCAGGCUGAAGAGCAGGGUGUUGGGUUCGUUCGUGCAACUGUAGCAUCCAUGGACGAAGCGGUCUCGAUCUUCCAACAAGAAAAGAGAGGAAAUGAGGGAAGUGACAUCCGGGCCGUCAUCAAUGCGACAGGUCGUGGAUUGAAUGAUCCCGACUCCUUUCCAUCUCGUGGUCAGUUCAUCAUUGUGUCCAAUCAAUGCGACAAGACGAUCAGCCACCAUUGGGCAGAUGGCUCAUCGACUGUGAUCAUUCCCCGGCCUCUGGGAGGAGGUACAGUUAUUGGUGGGACAAAGGAGCCUAAUAAUUGGUCUGAGGACAUAUCUGAUACUGCCACUGAAACAAUCCUUGCAAGGGUUGCAGGGAUCUGUCCUGAGCUGAUCGACCGGGAGAACCCUGUUACUGAGAAUACUCAAGGAUUUGACAUUCGUCAGGUCUACAUUGCUCGUCGACCCAUGCGACGAGGCGGUUUGCGCCUGGAAAAGGAAAAUAUGAACCAGGGUAUUCCUCUCAUCCACUGCUACGGCGCUGGUGCGAGUGGUUUCAAAAUAAGUUGGGGAGUGGCCAGACAGGUCGAGCUCCUGGUUGCUGAUACUCAGCUUCUUGUGAAUAAUCCUUUAGAGACAUCAUGA